UGGAAAAAGUCAAGGGGUCUGAAUACUUUCCGAAGGCACUAUAUAUCAAGUCAUUUGUCAUCCAGUACAGCCAGAAGAGGAGCGGCCACUGCUCGAGCCGGGAUCUUCUCUAGGUUUUUCCUAGGUUCCUUCUAAGGAGUUUUUACUAGCCACUCUGCUUCUGUAUUGCUUGCCCUUUGGGGUUUUAGUCUCGGUACCUGCACCCUCAGCGGAGUCAACAAACACCGGGAGCAUCCAUUUUUCAGGAAGAAGGCAGAGAGGAAGCCAAAGCCUGAAACCUGGAAGGUUCUGGUUUCUGUCAACCUCAUUUAGGUGUUUCUUUUACACCUUAUACGUUAGGUUAGGGUAUCUGUAAAGCACUUUGUGACAACUGCAGAUGUAAAAAGGGCUUUAUAAAAUACAUUUGAUUGACAUGUAUAUCACACCAACUGACUGGUUCUUCUGAUGUUGUUCACACUGGAGACCAUGUUGAGACAUUCUCUACAUCCAGAGAGCAACAACAGGAAGAUCACAGAGCUCAGAAGUCUCACCACUGCCCACAUUGACAACUCUGAUUAUGUCUGAGGCCGGUAACAUCAAAAGUGAGGAUAAACCCAAUCUACAGUCACUGGGUCCUGAUUGUGACAGUGGAGCCCAGUUUACACUGCAGGAUCCAGAGAUGGAAUCAGUGAAGCUGGAAGACUGCAGUCAAACACUGGAGCUGAAUGUCAACAUUAAAGAUGAAGAAGAGGAGGAGAAGAUUGGGACAUCUGUUUAUGAUGGAGACCAUGUUGAGACAUUCUCUACAUCCAGAGAGCAACAGCAGGAAGAUCACAGAGAUAAGAGGUCUCACCACUGCCCACAUUGUGAGGAGAUUUUCCCAAUUCUAUCAAAACUAGAAAUACACUUAAAAAUACACACAGGAGAGAAUCUGUAUUCCUGCACUGACUGUGGGAAGAGUUUCACAACAUCACAGGCUCUGACAGUUCAUCUGCGAGUCCACACUGGAGAAAAACCUUACUCCUGCUCUAUCUGUAGGGAGAGUUUCUCUCAACAGAGCAGCUUAAAAACACACCAACGUGUACACACAGGAGAGAAGCCUUACUCGUGCUCUGACUGUGGGAAGAGUUUCUCCAUAUCAAGCAACUUAAAAACACACCUAAAAAUACACGCCGGGGAGAAGCCUUACUUCUGCUCUGACUGUGGGGCGAGUUUCUCUCAACAGAGCCACUUACAAACCCACCAACAUAUACAUACAGGAGAGAAGCAUUACUUAUGCUCUGACUGCGGAAAAUGCUUCAUAACAUCAGCUGAGUUAAGAGUUCAUCAGAGAACACACACAGGAGAGAAGCCUUACUGCUGCUCUGACUGUGGGAAGAGUUUCUCUCAACAGAGCAACUUAAAAUGUCACCAGCGAAUACACACAGGAGAGAAGCCUUACUCCUGCUCUGACUGUGGGAAGAGUUUCACCCAUUUGGAUAUAUUGAAAUGUCACCAGCGAAUACACACAGGAGAGAAGCCUUACUCCUGCUCUGUCUGUGGGAAGAGUUUCUCCCAACAGGGCAACUUCAAAACACACCAACGUAUGCAUAAAGGAGAGAAGCCCUACUCCUGUUCUGACUGUGGAAAAUGCUUCACAACAUCAAGUGAGCUAAAAUCUCAUCAGAGAACACACACAGGAGAGAAGCCUUACUACUGCUCUGACUGUGGGAAGAGUUUCUCCCGAUUGGCUACCUUAAAAACACAUCAAUGUAUACUUAAAGGAGAAAAGUCUCAUCACUUCUCUCAGACCAGCUAAGAUUAAAGUCUCUCCAUCAAUUAAUCCUCAUCUCAUAAAAUAAGUGGUAACAGUGAAUUGGAUCUAUUGAAGAAAGCGUAGAACACUCUAUUGUAAUCCUAUUGUUUCUCACUGUGAGAGAACUGUGCAGAGGAAAGGGAGCGUUAUAGAAUUAUGACAUUGGAAAUCAUCUUUUUCCAUCUUUUUUUACUACAAAACAUAGAAACGCACCAUUUUCACGUGUUGAUGUUGGGGUGGUGCUGGAGAUGAUGAAUAUGAAGUUGAAACAUUUUAAAAUGUCCCUUUUAAGGUAAAACAAUAGGAUGGUGGUUGGUCGGGUGGAUGGAUGAGUCAGCAUAUAACAUGAAAGUCUAGCAACCCAACGGUUGCGUGUUCAAAUCUCAUCACGGAGAACUUUAGCAUUUUAGCUAAUAAGCAACUUUACAACUACACUACAUGACCAAAAAUACACUACCGUUCAAAAGUUUGGGGUCAGUUAGAAAUGUCCUUGUUUUUGAAAGAAAAGCUAUUUUUUUGUCCGUUUUAUAUAACAUCAAAUUGAUCAGAAAUACAGUGUAGACAUUGUUAAUGUUGUAAAUUACUAUUGUAGCUUGAAACGGCAGAUUUUUUAAUGGAUAAUCUACAUAGGCGUACAGAGGCCUAUUAUCAGCAACCAUCACUCCUGUGUUCCAAUGACACGUUGUGUUAGCGAAUUCAAGUUUAUCAUUUUAAAAGGCUAAAUGAUCAUUAGAAAACCUUUUUGCAAUUAUGUUAGCACAGCUAAAAACGGUUGUUCUGAUUAAAGAAGCAAUAAAACUGGCCUUUUUUGGACUAGUUGAGUAUCUGGAGCAUCAGCAUUUGUGGGUUUGAUUACAGGCUCAAAAUGGCCAGAAACAAUAACUUUCUUUUGAAACUCGUCAGUCUAUUCUUGUUCUGAGAAAUUAAGGCUAUUCCAUGCAAGAAAUUGCCAAGAAACGGAAAAUCUCUUACAACGCUGUGUACUACUCCCUUCACAGAACAGCACAAACUGGACCUAACCAGAAUAGAAAGGAGUGGGAGGCCCUGGUGCGCAACUGAGUAAGAUGACAAGUACAUUAGUGUCUAGUUUGAGAAACGGACGCCUCACAAGUUCUCAACUGGCAGCUUCAUUAAAUAGUACCCGCAAAACACCAGUCUCAACGUCAACAGUAAAGAUGCGACUCCGGGAUCCUGGCCUUCUAGGCAGAGUUGCAAAGAAAAAUACAUCUCUCAGACUGGCCAAUAAAAAUAAAAGAUUAAGAUGGGCAAAAGAACACAGACACUGGACAGAGGAACUCUGCCUAGAUGGCCAGCAUCCCGGAGUCACCUCUUCACUGUUGACAUUGAGACUGGUGUUUUACGGGUUUGAUGUUUUUUUAGUGUUAUUUUAAUAGACAAUAAAAUAUAUAUAUUUCAAAGACAAGGACAUUUCUAAGUGACCCCAAACUUUUGAACAGUAGUGUAUGUGGGUCCCCCUUUUGCUGCAAUAACGGCCUCCACUCUUCUGGGAAGGCUUUCCACUAGAUCUUGGAACAUUGCUGUGGGGAGUUUUUCCAUUCAGCCACGAGCAUUAGUGAGGUCGGGCACUGAUGUUGGGCGAUUAGGUCUGGCUCGCAGUCAACGUUUCAAUUCAUCCCAAAGGUGUUCGAUGGGGUUAAGGUCAGGGCUCUGUGCAGGCCAAUCAAGUUCUUCCACACUGAUCUCGACAAACCCCCCAAAAAGAAGAAAAAAAAAACAGCCCCAGACCAUUAGUCGUCCUCCACCAAACUUUACAGUUGGCACUAUGCAGUGAGGCAGGUAGUGUUCUCCUGUCAUCCACCAAACCCAGAUUCGUCCGUCGGACUGCUAUAUGAUGAAGCAUGAUUCAUCACUCCAGAGAACAUGUUUCCACUGCGUCAGUCCAAUGGCAGUGAGCUUUACACCACUCCAGCCAACGCUUGGCAUUGCACAUGGUGAUCUUAGGCAUGUGUGCUGCUGCUCGGCCAUGAAAAACCCUUUUAUGAUGCUCCCAACGAACAGUUCUUGUGGACAUUGCUUCCAGAAGCAGUUUGGAACUUGAUAAUGAGUGUUGCAACCGAGGACAGACAAUUUUUACAUGCUUCAGCACUCGGCAGUCCUCAAGCAGGGCAGACAUUUGAUGAACUGGCGGUGCCACAUUGAAAGUCACUAAGCUCUUCAGUAAGGCCAUUCUACUGUCAAUGUUUGUCUAUGGAGAAUGCAUGGCUGUGUGCUCGAUUUUAUUCUCUUGUCAGCAACGGGUGUGGCUGAAAUAGCCAAAUCCACAAUUUGAAGGGGUGUCCUCAUACUUUUGUGUAUAUAGUGUGCUUAGCAUGUUAAUGUUAGCAACAACAAAUUGGAAUUCGUAAAAUAUCAUACGUAUAGCAGAUUCGUAACAUAUUGUACGAAAUGUAAUUCGUAACAUACUAUACAUCCUACAAAUCGUAUUACAGUUAUAGGCCAAUGUAAUGUAACAUAACAUACUAAAUUGUGUGUUUUUUUUAUAUACAUAUAGUACGUUUUGCUCUGACACCAAGUUGUCCCUCUGCAGUUCUCUGUGGGAAUGAGUUAGUAGAUACAGUUGAAGUUGGAAGUUUACAUACACUUAGGUUGGAGUCAUUAAAACUCAUUUUUCAACCACUCCACAAAUUUCUUGUUAACAAACUAUAGUUUUGGCAUGUCGGUUAGGACAUCUUUGUGCAUGCCACAAGUCAUUUUUCCAACAAUUGUUUACAGACAGAUUAUUUCACUUAUAAUUCACUGUAUCACAAUUCCAGUGGGUCAGAAGUUUACAUACACUUAAGUUGACUGUGCCUUUAAACAGCUUGGAAAAUUCCAGAAAAUUAUGUCAUGGCUUUAGAAGCUUCUGAUAGGCUAAUUGACAUAAUUUGAGUCAAUUGAAGUGCUACCUGUGGAUGUAUUUCAAGGUCUACCUUCAAACUCAGUGCCUCUUUGCUUGACAUCAUGGGAAAAUCUAAAGAUAUCAGCCAAGACCUCAGAAAAUAAGUUGUAGACCUACACAAGUCUGGUUCAUCCUUGGGAGCAAUUUCCAAACGCCUGAAGGAACCACGUUCAUCUCUACAAACAAUAGUACGCAAGUACAAACACCAUGGGACCACGCAGCCGUCAUAUCGCUCAGGAAGGAUACGCGUUCUGUCUCCUAGAGAUGAACGUACUUUGGUGCGAAAAGUGCAAAUCAAUCCCAGAACAACAGGAGGACCUUGUGAACAUGCUGGAGGAAACAGGUACAAAAGUAUCUAUAACCGCAGUAAAACAAGUCCUAUAUCGACAUAACCUGAAAGGCUGCUCAGCAAGGAAGAAGCCACUGCUCCAAAACCACCAUAAAAAAACCAGACUAUGGUUUGCAACUGCACUUGGGGACAAAGAUCGUACUUUUUGGAGAAAUGUCCACUGGUCUGAUGAACUGUUUGGCCAUAAUGAGAAUUGUUAUGUUUGGAGGAAAAAGGGGGAGGCUUGCAAGCCAAGGAACACCAUCCCAACCGUGAAGCACAGGGGUGGCAGCAUCAUGUUGUGGGGGUGCUUUGCUACAGGAGGGACUGGUGCACUUCACAAAAUAGAUGGCAUCAUGAGGCAGGAAAAUUAUGUGGAUAUAUUGAAGCAACAUCUCAAGACAUCAGUCAGGAAGUUAAAGCGUGGUCGCAAAUGGGUCUUCCAAAUAGACAAUGACCCCAAGCAUACUUCCAAAGUUGUGGCAAAAUGGCUUCAGGACAACAAAAUCAAGGUAUUGGAGUGGCCAUCACAAAGCCCUGACCUCAAUCCUAUAGAAAAUUUGUGGGCAGAACUGAAAAAGCGUGUGCUAGCAAGGAGGCCUACAAACCUGACUCAGUUACACCAGCUCUGUCAGGAGGAAUGGGCCAAAAUUCACCCAACUUAUUGUGGGAAGCUUGCGGAAGGCUGCCCGAAACAUUUGACCCAAGUUAAACAAUUUAAAGGCAAUGCUACCAAAUACUAAUUGAGUGCAUGUAAACUUCUGACCCACUGGGAAUGUGAUGAACGAAAUAAAAGCUGAAAUAAAUAAUUCUCUCAACUAUUAUUCUGACAUUUCACAUUCUUAAAAUAAAGUGGUGAUCCUAACUGACCUAAAACAGGGAAUUUUUACUGGGAUUAAAUGUCAGGAAUUGUGAAAAACUGAGUUUAAAUGUAUUUGGCUAAGGCGUAUGUAAACUUUCGACUUCAACUCUAUCAGAUAGAGAUGAUGUGAUGAUCAGUUUUCUGUGGGAAUGAGUUAGUAGACACAACAUGUAUCAGUUUGUGAUGAUCAGUUUUCUGUGGGAAUGAGUUAGUAGAUACAACAUGUAUCAGAUAGAGAUGAUGUGAUGAUCAGUUUUCACCAUUACUUUGGGUGGAUUCUUUUUUACUACAUAAUGACUUUUGUUUAAUGAUAUGCAGGCUAUGAAAGACUACAUGUGUUUAUUAAAUUGUCUUUUAAAACUAGAUUCAUUAUUUUAGUCAUUGAUUCAUGUAUUUGGAUAACUGUAAUGAACUUAAUUUAUCUGCUAAUGAAAAAUAAACAUUGUACAUGAA
Molecule: messenger RNA, 6316 nt
Organism: Salvelinus fontinalis (brook trout)
Lineage: Eukaryota; Metazoa; Chordata; Actinopteri; Salmoniformes; Salmonidae
Product: zinc finger protein 664-like
Exons: 3
Coding region: 557-1777 (406 amino acids)
Cellular component (GO): nucleus
Source: RefSeq, a predicted model, not a curated record